Molecule: messenger RNA, 520 nt
Organism: Oryza brachyantha (malo sina)
Lineage: Eukaryota; Viridiplantae; Streptophyta; Magnoliopsida; Poales; Poaceae
Exons: 1
Coding region: 101-364 (87 amino acids)
Source: RefSeq, a predicted model, not a curated record
UCGACCCUCUCCUCAAUCCAACACAGCAUCAAUUCAGCUCACUGCAAAGCGAAGAAGGCUUCACAGAUCGGUAGUACACCACCAGCGAUCGGUGUCGUCAAUGGCGGGUGCAGCGAAGGCGUCGUGGAUGGUGGCGAUGAGCGUGGGCGCGGUGGAGGCGCUCAAGGACCAGGCGGGGCUCUGCCGCUGGAACUACGCGCUGCGGUCCAUCCACCGCGCCGCCAAGGCCAACGCGCGCGCCGGCGCCUCGCAGGCCAAGAAGCUGCCUUCUUCGGCGGCGGCGGCGGCGGAGCGGAGGCGAGCGGAGAAGGCCGAGGAGGGGCUGAGGACGGUCAUGUACCUCAGCUGCUGGGGUCCCAAUUAGCUAGGCCAUCAGUGUAGUAGUAGCUCGAUCGGAGCGAUGGAUCUUCUCUACUGGGGUUAAUUAGCAACCAUGGCCGGAGACGUAAUUGGCCGGUUGCUCCCAGCUGAUUGUAAUAUACCACCACGAUGAUGAUGAAAAAUUCUGUUACUUGAGUAC